Carica papaya (papaya) is the source of this 575-nucleotide messenger RNA. RefSeq names its product SHOOT GRAVITROPISM-like protein. Gene Ontology annotation, biological process: gravitropism. Lineage: Eukaryota; Viridiplantae; Streptophyta; Magnoliopsida; Brassicales; Caricaceae. Gene Ontology annotation, cellular component: nucleus. The record is from RefSeq and is a predicted model, not a curated record.
UUUAUGCCAGCCCACUAGUCCGAUUUUCUGGAUGGAAGAGGAAGAUCAAAAGGAGCUGCAGCUACUCCCAACUCCACCCUCCAAAACGGCGCCGUCGCCGCCACUGUCGUCUCAGAGACUAUCAAGGUUCCCGCCGUCGGAUUCCUGCAUAAAAGUAAGUCGAUCGAGCGGUCACGAUGAUCUCUACGAAGGUCCAUCAGUAGACCUGCAACUCUCGAUCAGCUUGCGCCCAAUACAGGGGACGUCAAAUUGCGUGUUGAACGUGAAGGGCGGCGGCGGGGGAGACGCCGGGUGCGUGGAAGCGUUGAAAUGGCAGGCGGCGGAGCAAAUCAGAUUGGCGGCGAUAGAGAAGGCGUAUGCAGAGAGAGUGAGGGAGCUGACGAGGAGGGAAAUGGAGUUGGCGCAAUCGGAAUUCGCGAGAGCCAGACAGUUGUGGGAGAGAGCGAGAGAAGAAGUGGAGAAAGCUGAGAGGAUCAAGGAAAGAGCUACUCGUCAGAUUGAUUCUACGUGCAUGGAAAUCACUUGUCAUUCUUGCAGGCAAAGGUUUAGGCCUUGACUUUAUAUAUAUAUAUAUA